GAAAAGGGUCAAGUAGUAAACACUACGAGUCACUCCCCCAGGCAUGGGCUAUCAUCGUGUCCACAAAGCGGAGCAAUGGUGCAAAAUAUUUUGACAGAUAUCUACAGAUUUAACUGGACGCAGUUGCAUAUUUUGCACUGUUAUGCCAAGUGAUUUGGAUUCGUGCGGCUCUUUGAUUUUACACAUCGUGUGAUCAGCUGAUUUUAAACAUAAUGGCAGAUUAUUUAAGUGAUGCUUCAGACAGUGAAUUAAACAGCCGGAAUUCGGAGGAUGCCAGCUACAGUAACCUCUCUACUAUUCCGGAUAACCUGAUCCCCCGUGCCAAAGAGAUCCUCUCCCUGAAACUGAACCACAAUGAGAUUUUACUGCUCCCACCCUCCAUAUCUUUGUUUGUGAACUUGCUCUCUCUUGAUCUCAGUAAUAAUCAUCUAACUCAUAUACCUAAAGAGUUAAUCAGUCUCAAGUGCUUAAGGACACUUCUAGUCAAAAGCAAUGGAUUAUCAUGUGCCUCUAUUCCUAAGGACUUUGGACUGCUGUCAUCAUUGGAGCUUCUGAACUUCAGUGGAAAUUCUCUGGAAACGUUCCCACCUCAGUUUACAGAACUUCCAAAUCUACGGUAUCUGUACCUGGGUGGGAAUUGUAUAGCAGAAAUGCCAAACUCUAUCAAAAACUUACAAAGGCUAGAGGUAUUGUACCUCGGUGGAAAUCGUCUAACGGAGGUCCCGGCAGAAAUAGGACAGCUCUAUUACCUCUCAUGUUUAAUUCUGUGUGAUAAUCAAAUUCAGAGCAUUCCACCAACACUGAUCCACCUCCGAAAUUUACAAUCACUAAGUCUGCACAACAACCAGAUCUCAACCCUCCCUCCUGAGAUUGUGAGACUCAACCUUUCAGAACUCAGUCUCAGGAAUAACCCCCUUGUGAACAAAUUUGUACAAGACAUGACUUACGAACCCCCCACUCUACUGGAACUAUCAGGGAGAGUGAUCAAAAUAGAAAAAGUCAAGUACGCCAAAGACGAUCUCCCUAGCAACCUAAGGAAAUAUCUUGGGUCAGCCCAGAGGUGUGUGAACCCCAAAUGCAAAGGUGUGUAUUUUACAUCCCGGAUUGAACAUGUGAAGUUUGUAGACUUUUGUGGGAAAUACCGCCUCCCCCUGUUACAGUACCUGUGUUCCCCCCAAUGUAGAACAUCACCGGCCGUGUAUCACAGCAGCAGUGACACGGAAACAGACGAGGAGGAAGUGGCCAAUGCAAAACUACGCCGUGUGCUGCUAGGGUAGCCGCAAAAAUAUGUCACAUGCUGCAGGGGUAGUCACAAAAGUACACUGCGUACUGCUGGGGUAGCCGCGAAACUAUGCCGCAUACUACUGGGAUAGCCGUAAAACUAUGCCGUGUACUGCUGGGGUAGCCACAAAACUACGCAGCGUACUGCUGGGGUAGCCACAAAACUACGCCGCAUGCUGCUAGAGUACCCAUCUACUAUGUGACAAAGCCCCCCGCACAAAUGGCAGAAUAGAUUUUUCUUCAAUGCAAUCAGUCACAUUCAUAGAAUUAUGGAAAUGUUUGUGAUUGUGGGUUGAAAUGUAUUUUAAUAUUUUCAAAUGUAAAAUUUUAACAUAUUACGGGUAUUUGUAUUUUAUUUUUAAGUAAUUAGUUAAGUAUAGUCUGUGAAAAGUAUAUUUCUGUUGAAUCUGUCUCCUCUGUGUUUAAUAUCCAAUAAUACUGCUAUAUUACUGUUUAAUUUAACAGUUAUCUUCAAAUGAAAAUUAUUGACACUUAUAGCUUAUUUUGGAAUUGUUUUACUUUGUUUUUUCUGCUCCUAUUUUGUAUGCUAGAAUACUUUCAUUAUCUCCAUAUUUUUCACUUGAGAAAAUUUGCAAAAUAGUUGAAGUGCAACCAUUACUUAGUGCAUCAGUAUUUAGAUUUAUUUUUUUGUUUAAUUUAGUUGAAUAUAAACAUUUUUAUUUUUAAAUACAAGUCACUAAUGAGCAUAUAUCUAAUUUUAAGUUGGGCAUUGGUUUCACGAAAAACAGGUCACUAGGAGAUGAAAUGUCAUUACAGGCAUACUGAAAUAUUUACUUCAGUGUCACAAUUUUGUUCUUUCACGCAUCUUGGAAUACACAAUUUUAAAAUAAAAAAAAUAUAAAAUU
Molecule: messenger RNA, 2147 nt
Organism: Saccostrea cuccullata (small rock oyster)
Lineage: Eukaryota; Metazoa; Mollusca; Bivalvia; Ostreida; Ostreidae
Product: leucine-rich repeat-containing protein 58-like
Exons: 3
Coding region: 213-1277 (354 amino acids)
Molecular function (GO): protein binding
Source: RefSeq, a predicted model, not a curated record